CGGGAUUGUGGGCGAGUGCGUGCGUUCGUGCAGCCACAGACAGGCGUCCGGGCACCAUGUCUUUCACCGGCACGCAGGACAAGUGCACGGCGUGCGACAAGACCGUCCACUUCAUCGACCUCCUCACGGCCGACGGCGCCAUCUACCAUAAGACAUGCUUCAAGUGCAGCCACUGCAAAGGGGUCCUCUCGAUGUGCAGCUACUCCUCCAUGGACGGUGUGCUGUACUGCAAGACCCACUUCGAGCAGCUCUUCAAGGAGACCGGGAGCUUCUCCAAGAACUUCACGCCAGGUGGCAAGUCAUCAGACAAGGGUGAACUGACAAGGGCCCCAAGCAAGCUGUCGUCUGCAUUUUCUGGUACCCAGGAUAAGUGCGCAGCAUGCCAGAAAACAGUGUACCCGCUGGAGAAGUUAACUCUGGAAGGCGAGUCCUACCACAAGAGCUGCUUCAAGUGCUCGCACGGCGGCUGCAUCCUGACCACCUCCUCUUAUGCCGCGCUCAACGGCGUCUUGUACUGCAAGAUCCACUUCGCGCAGCUGUUCAUGGAGAAGGGGAGCUACAACCACAUGAACAAGAAGAGCCCGUCCCAGGAGGUUCUGCCGGACGUGGCUGACGAGGAGCAACCGCCGGAACCAGCGCCACCGCAAGAUGAGAAAGAAGAGGACAACUAGGAUCGGAGCGACCAACAACCACCCAUGCAUAUAUAUCACGCAGACUGAAGUCUACACGUUUGCCAUAUUUCUUUACGACGACGACGCUUCUUUAUUCCCUCCUCCCUUUUUUUUCCUCUUAAUCUCUCUGUGAACCCGGUUUAUCAUCACGCUGCAAUCAAGUGUGCCAGAUGCCUUCGUUACGUCUGAGGCUCACGACAAUGGAAAAUCUGACAUGGACCUGUCUUAGCCUCGCGGAAAAAAAUUGUAACUUUGUAAGCAGAGCCACUUCUUUGAAUAUAUGAUCCUAACAACGCUGCCCUUAAUACUUAUGCAGUUGUUCUAUACUUC
Messenger RNA from Zea mays, 1001 nucleotides. RefSeq lists its product as uncharacterized. The transcript is spliced from 5 exons. The record is from RefSeq and is marked provisional. The coding region runs from base 57 to 671 and encodes 204 amino acids. Lineage: Eukaryota; Viridiplantae; Streptophyta; Magnoliopsida; Poales; Poaceae.